Ilex paraguariensis (yerba mate) is the source of this 339-nucleotide messenger RNA. The record is from the annotation of a GenBank genome assembly. NCBI's taxonomy places the organism in Eukaryota, Viridiplantae, Streptophyta, Magnoliopsida, Aquifoliales, Aquifoliaceae.
AUGCGUCCCCGCGUGAGGCGAGCUAUGAUUCGAGCUCAGACAAAGACUAAGCAACAACAAGAAGGCACUUCGGAUACAAGAAAAGGCAGAAAGAAAGAAGAGAAGUUUCAAAUUGAUUGUGAUUCUUUGAUACUUGUUAAUAUGUUGUUGGUUAAAUGCUCCUGUGCAUGGCCUUAUUUGUCUUCACUUAGCCAAAUUAAGGAGUUGUUGAGGGGUGUUGAUUUUCAAAUUAGGCAAGUUUAUAGGGAAGCGAAUGGGGUUGCGGAUGGCUUGGCUAAUCAGGCAGUUAGAACCAAAAAUUCUUCUAUGUUUCAUGGUGCUUUGUGUGCAUUUCAGUAA